AUAUGAAUAGCUUGUAUUUAGCAUUCCUCAUAUUGCUGAGUGCUGUCUAUGUGAGUUCAGAUUCGGCAGAAUUUGUUCAAAAUUGUUAUGAUAAAUUGACCGGUUCCAGCAACCCUGAAAAUAAGCAAAGUAUCAGUCGGUUGAACUAUUGCAUUUAUAAAUUGCAAAUCACUAAGCCGUGUUUAAAUUGGACAUCAAAUUCUUCAAACACUGUAUAUUCUCAAUCACCGUUUGCAGGAAGUAAAGGAGCUAUAGAUACACCAAAAAGAGUAAGGAAAGAAUAUAGGUUGCUCAGUGAAAGAGAAAGAAAUGAUUUCCAUCGUAGUAUUCAUCUUUUAAAACAAGAUACGAGUAUGUCACCAAAUGUAUACGAUGCGAUCGUCUUCCUGCACACUGGUGAAACUGCAAGAAAUGCCCAUGGUGGACCUUCAUUUCUUCUCUGGCACAGAAUCUAUUUGAAAAUGAUGGAAGAUGCACUUCGUGAAAAAGUGCCAGGUGUAACAAUUCCAUUUUGGGAUCCAACUCUUGACAGUUCUCUUUCUAAUCCUCGAGAUUCCACUAUGUGGUCAGAUGAGUUAAUGGGAACUAUCAAUGGUUUCGUCACUAAAGGGCCGUUUGCUAAUUGGAAAACACCAGCUGGUAUUCUGAUAAGGAACGGAGGUUUCAGUAGAAGGUUACCGACACGUAGUAACAUUGAAGAUGUUCUCACUCGAACGAAACUUGAAGAGAUCUCUGAACCUAAUGCGCAAGAACAAUAUAACUUGGAAUUCAUGCAUAAUUCUAUGCAUGUUGCUAUUGGAGGUCACAUGAGUAUGAUACCAUCAUCGCCCAUGGACCCAAUGUUCUGGCUAGUCCACAGUUACAUAGAACUUGUUUACACGCGUUUCAAUGAAAACCAAAGGCAACACAACGUUAAUCCUGCAACAGAUUAUCCUUCGGAUUAUGGUUUAAAUGUUUAUGCCCCUAAUCAAAGUAUUGGUCUUAUGAAUUUAACCGUUGCAGAAGCAUUAAAAAAUACUAGUUCUUACCCUUUUUUUUACAAAUAUGACUAUACUUACCUAGGAAACUGUACUCUCAAUCCAAAUUUAUGUAAUUCUCCAUAUUUAACCUGCAAUAAUGGUAGAUGCGAGUCAAAAUCUAGAAAAUCACCAGGUUGCAGUACCGUCAUCCCCUAUCAGAAUACGUUUUGUGUUAACCGUAGAUGCGAUGUAGAUGAAUGGGCAUUUAUUCCGGUCGAAAUUAUUUACGAACGACCUUUCGACACGAUGAAAUUUGGAAAUUUCCCGGUGAAUCAUGGGCUUCCGAAUUUACUGAAUGAUCUGUACGAUGAUAAUCAACCCCUAAAUUCCUCGUCCCGUAACUCUACUGAAAAUAAUUGUCAAAACAGUAAGUGCUGUAGUCCCGCAGGUAGACUCAACGUUCAUACCAUGGGUAUAAAUUAUUUUGGAACCUAUCAAGAAAUGGUGAUAGUUGACCGUAGAUUAGCUGUAUCAUCGGAUAUAACCUAUGUCGGUAUAAGAAACCCCGAGAAAAACCACAGUGUGAUUUUUAUCACAGCUUCAGAACAAUGUGGAAGAAUAUGUCGUCCUUCUUGUUUAGUGCCGGGUUCAAAUCCAUCGAGAUACACACCAUGUUUGGGCCUAUUCAACAUAACACGUAACAACGCUACUUUCUACAGUAAAACACUCGCAGAAGCUUACAUGAAAGUGUGGGAUUAUAAAAACCAGAUACGACCGAAAGUAAGACAUGAAAAUAUUCCAAUAGUGUUCCUUUGUGAUGACAGCCGGUGGCCAUUUAACAACAACACCAAUACAACAACAACCACAACAUCACCGUCAACAAGGGCAACGACUACUACAUCGACAACAACAACCACAGCAUCAUCAACGACAACGUCAACACGUAUACAAACAACUGCCAAACUGACUACAACACCACCAACCACAACACCAUCUGCUACUACUGCAUCUACAACAACACAUGUAUAUUGGCCAAGAAAAUGCUACAUAAACCAGGAAUGUGUCAUUGCCAAAGGAUGUAACUGUAUAUCGAUGGACAAACAGCCUUGCUUACAAAAGUGUUCCCAUUACGCUUUGUGCAUACAGGGCAUUUAUACAGUGUCUUCGUGUGGCUACGGUAGAAGGUUUGAGCCGAGUUUAAGAAGAUGUAUUUCUGGACGUUGUCCAUAUUAAAUGUAAGGCUACUGCAAUAUUCCCAACGAAACUACAGAAGUCGGAUUUUCCUCUACGACUGAUUUUUGCAUGGUAAUGUUUGGCGCAGGACAUUCUCCAACAGCGUUACAUGGAUUCAUAUAGAGCUGAACAGACGAAAGGAUGGAUGAUGGUGUAGAAGACAGAAAUGUAUAGAUUACUGAAUGUUGAGAAAGAAAAUUCUAUGGGAUUCGGUUUGUAGCUUUCAACAGAUGCCCAUUGAAGAAGUUUCU
Octopus bimaculoides (California two-spot octopus) is the source of this 2443-nucleotide messenger RNA. RefSeq lists its product as uncharacterized. The record is from RefSeq and is a predicted model, not a curated record. Gene Ontology annotation, molecular function: oxidoreductase activity. Lineage: Eukaryota; Metazoa; Mollusca; Cephalopoda; Octopoda; Octopodidae.